Coregonus sp. 'balchen' is the source of this 6176-nucleotide messenger RNA. The record is from the annotation of a GenBank genome assembly. NCBI's taxonomy places the organism in Eukaryota, Metazoa, Chordata, Actinopteri, Salmoniformes, Salmonidae.
AUGUACCAACAUAGUAAGAAAUGUUUUACCAUCGAAUCCCUGGUUGGGAAAGACUUGAACUCUUCGACUACCGGGGACGAACCGAUCAGACCCACAGCGCUGAGGUUCACGGAAUCAAUUCACCCGGCGCCCUUUGGGAGUUGUUUCCAGAACUCCGGCAGGACUUUAUACAGCAGUCCAGACAUGAUGUUCCCUGACCCGGGUACACACACAGGGAACUCCGGUAUGCCCCUGCAUCCUCUCCAGCUUCCAUCGCAGCCUUUCUUCAACCCGCAUCAGAGAGACACGUUGAAUUUCUACCCGUGGGUUCUUCGAAACAGAUAUCUCGGACACAGGUUCCAAGGUAAGCGAACAACUACUUUAAUUUAAUGAAUAUUCCAAAGUUAUUUUCAAUAAUAUCAUAUAUUUGGGCAUAUCCUUGUUAUUGCAUGGUUGAAAAAGACACGUAUGGGGACAUAUUACAAUGACCGUACGCAUUAGAACUCUAUAGUUCACUGAUGGAAGAAAUGUCCUUAUGAUCCCUGAACAUGCUAGGUAUGGUAUUUUAUUAAGGAAACAAAUAAUGUCUAAAAGGGUAGUAAAUAAAGCAACAAAAACAGGAUCAAUGCAAAUUAUUAAAACUACUGAAAUCUGUUUGCAGAGGAAAACGUUUAAACAUCCAACUAUAGUUAAUUUCUUUCUUAAGUUAGGUCUAUGCAUUAUUGGUAAAUUUUCAGAGAUUGGACGCAUUAAAAUAAAUAGACUAUAUUGUUUAUUUUUAUUCAUUUAAAAUGCACAUCGAAGCCAUUGCACUUUCUUAUAAUGUAUGUUCCCAAAAAGUUGAUAGGAGAUCAAAUGUCUAAUACGUUGAAUAAUAAUAAUAACACUAGGGUAAAUUAAUUUAAAUGUGUAAGCUGUAUGCAAUUGUUCAAAUAAAAUAAUAUAAAAUAAGAACAAUAUUUAUCUAACAAAUAGGCCUAUAAUCAAGAUUUAUUUCCCAUUUGCCUACCCAUUCGAUUUAGGUUUUGCACCAUUCAGAAAGUUUAAUUGUAAGCAGUGGUGGGAAAAGUACCUAAAUUGUCAUACUUGAGUAAAAGGAAAGAUACCUUAACAGAAAAUGACUCAAGUUAAAGUGAAAGUCACCCAGUAAAAUACGACUUGAAUAAAAGUCAAAACGUAUUUGUUUUUAAAUAUAUCUAAGUAUAAAAAGUAAAUGUAAUUGCUAAAAUAUACUUAAGUAUCAAAAGUACAAGUAUAAAUCAUUUCACAUUCCUUAUAUUAAGCAAACCAGACGGCACGAAUUUUUUUUGUUUUUUGUUUUUUUAAUUUACGGAUUCCUAGGGGCACACUCCAAAACUCAGACAUAAUUUACAAACGAAGCAUUUGUGUUUAGUGAGUCCGCCAGAUCAGAGGCAGUAGGGAUGAUCAGGGAUGUUCUCAUGAUAAGUGCCUGAAUUUGACCAUUUUCCUGUCCUGCUAAGCGUUCAAAAUGUGACGAGUACUUUUGGUGUCAGGGAAAAUGUAUGGAGUAAAAAGUACUUUAAAGUAUUUUUACUUAAAUACUUUACAUCACUGAUUAUAAGGAUUUUUUUCUCUCAAAUAUUUAGAUAUAAUUAACUAAUAUUUAAUUGGAUAAUUUAAUAUGAACGUUAUUUGGAUUAAAAGUAACAAAAGACAGGAAUAUUGUAAUAUUAUUAGUUUAUAAUAAUAUUAUAGUAUUAUAACAAAUAAUAACAGCUAUAAUCAACAAUCAACAAAUAAUAACAAUAUUAUUUAAUUCAAAUUUGCUUUGUGUUCAACUUUAGAUUUAAAGGCUGCACAUUUCUGAUAAGACAAUAACUAUUUGAAAAUGGGCCCGAUAUAUAAAAGUCUUUAGCAUCCAAAUAAAGCCAUGAGAGAAAUUGAAUAUUGGAUAAUCUCAGUAUUCAGUGACCAAAACCUUAAAUAUUCUCACUCAAGCUAUUUGCAGUGGAUACUUGCAAUAAAUGGUGAACAUCCUUACUAACUGAUGUUGGGCGGUCCUCAAAAACAAAGCAAUUUGUUAAACCAGACAGAUCAAUAACUUUCAACGCUCAUCUCGUUGACUCAGUGGACAGCAGUGGUUAGCCACAUCAGGUGUGCUGUCAGGUAUGUUACUCUCUGAUCAGCCAGCCCAGGGCCGUAUUCACAGUGUCUCAGAGUAUUUUUUAUUUUUUUUAUUUUAUUUCACCUUUAUUUAACCAGGUAAGCCAGUUGAGAACAAGUUCUCAUUUACAACUGCGACCUGGCCAAGAUAAAGCAAAGCAGUGCGAUAAAAACAACAACACAGAGUUACAUAUGGGGUAAACAAAACAUAAAGUCAAAAAUACAACAGAAAAAUAUAUAUACAGUGUGUGCAAAUGUAGCAAGUUAUGGAGGUAAGGCAAUAAAUAGUGCAAAAUAAUUACAAUUAGUAUUAACACUGGAAUGAUGGAUGUGCAAGAGAUGAUGUGCAAAUAGAGAUACUGGGGUGCAAAUGAGCAAAAUAAAUAACAAUAUGGGGAUGAGGUAGUUGGGCGGGCUAAUUUCAGAUGGGCUGUGUACAGGUGCAGUGAUCGGUAAGGUGCUCUGACAACUGACGCUUAAAGUUAGUGAGGGAGAUAAGAGUCUCCAGCUUCAGAGAUUUUUGCAGUUUGUUCCAGUCAUUGGCAGCAGAGAACUGGAAGGAAUGACGGCCAAAGGAGGUGUUGGCUUUGGGGAUGACCAGUGAGAUAUACCUGCUGGAGCGCAUACUACGGGUGGGUGUUGCUAUGGUGACCAAUGAGCUAAGUAUGAGUGCAGAUCUAGGAUCAGUUUUGCCUUUUAGAUCAUAAUGAAUAAGAUUAAUGUGGACAAGGGGGGGGGGACCUGAUCCCAGAUCAGCACUCCUCCUCUUUAUGGUCCUGUCCAGGUAACCUUCAGGGUGUACUUCAGUCAGGUAAUCAGUGGGAGUCAGAGAUUGUUGUCACUGUUGCUCAGAUCAGGAGCUCAGAUAAAGUGUCUUUGUUUACAGACACAGCAGAUCCACUCACUGAUGGUGUCCAAUAACCAUGAAAACUAAUGUUUAGACAAGGCUAACUACAGACAGGAGGAUUGAGAGGAGAGGAUUAGCCAUCAUGACUGUCACUUACUGUUAGGGAUGGAUGGGAGAUGUAUUUUCUUUCAUACUCCCCCACUUCCUGAGAGGUUGAGAGAGUGAGAGAGAGAGAGAGAGAGAGAGAAAGAAAGAGAGGAGAGAGAAAGAGAGGAGAGAGAAAGAGAGGAGAGAGAAAGAGAAAGAGAUGGAGAGGAAGAGAGAAAGAACGAUAGGAGAGGGAAAGAGCAGGAGAGGGGGCUACUCGAGAAAGAGAGGAUUAGAACGAUCUAGACUAUCGAUAGAAAGACGCCCACCCUCCGCAGCCGUCUCAGCAUCUGCAGCGCCUCUCUCCCUCUGUGCUCUCCUCGCUCUCUUCUCGCUCUCAUCUUCUCGCCUUCUCUCGCUCUCUCGUCCCUCUCUGCUCGCGCUCUUCUCUCUCGGCUCUCUCUCUCGCUCCUCGUCCGCUCUCUCUCUCUCGUCUCGCUCCUCUCUCUCUCUCUCUCUCGUCGCUCUCCUCUCUCUCCUCUUCUCUCUCGCUCUCUCCUCUCUACUCUCUCGCUGCUCGAGUCUCCUCUCUCAUGACUCAUCUCCUCAUGAUAUAGUCUCAGUACUCGCGUCCUCGCGCGUCAGAUCGCUCCGCAUCGUCGAUAGAGAAUGAGAGAGCUAGAGCGACUAGAGAUAAGCAAGAAAGGUGAGCGAGAUAGCAGAGAGAGCGAGAUGCGCGAGAGAGAGUAGCGAGAGCGCUCUGAUAGACUAGAUAGUAGAGAAGAAAGAGAAUGUAAUAGAAAGAUGAGAUCGUGAGUAUGAAGAGAGAGCUCUCUCUCCUCUCUUCUCUCCGCCGCUCUCUCUCUCUCUCUCUUCGCUCCUCUCUCGCUCUCGCUCUCUCUCUUUCUCUCGCUUCUCUCUUUUCCUCUCUCGCUCUCUCUCUCUGCUCCUUCUCUCUCUCUCUUCUUCUCUCGCUCUCGCGUCUCUUCGCUCUCUCUCUCCGCUCCGCGCUCUGAGCACUUCUUUUUCGUCCUACACAUUUCGCACUCUUCUAUUGGGGUGCAUUUCAGUUUCGCCUUUGGGUGAUUUCAGUGUGUAACUCUUUCAUGGCUGUGUUGGGGCAUUUCAGUGUCACCUUUGGGUGCAUUUCCGUGUGUAACUUUGGGUGAAUUUCAGUGUGUAACCUUUGGAGUGCAUUUCAGUGUGUAACCUUUUGGGUGCAUUUCAGUGUGUAACCUUUUGGGUGCAUUUCAGUGUGUAACCUUUUGGGUGCAUUUCAGUGUGUAACCUUUGGAGUGCAUUUCAGUGUGUAACCUUUGGAGUGCAUUCAGUGUGUAACCUUUGGGUGCAUUUCAGUGUGUAACCUUUGGAGUGCAUUUCAGUGUGUAACCUUUGGAGUGCAUUUCAGUGUGUAACCUUUGGAGUGCAUUUCAGUGUGUAACCUUUGGAGUGCAUUUCAGUGUGUAGCCUUUGGAGUGCAUUUCAGUGUGUAACCUUUGGAGUGCAUUUCAGUGUGUAGCCUUUGGAGUGCAUUUCAGUGUGUAACCUUUGGGUGCAUUUCAGUGUGUAACCUUUGGGGUGCAUUUCAGUGUGUAGCCUUUGGGGUGCAUUUCAGUGUGUAUGGGAUUGUUAUGGGAUUGUUAUCAUCAGGAAGGAGGGCAGAUAGUUCAUUCACCCAUCUCAUCUCCCCAUGGUCUGAUGGUCUGGAGGUUUGCUUUGACACGUUUUUAUUCAUUAGGAGGUGUUGAAUGUCAGGAGAUACGUGCCGGAGGUUAACUGAUAGGAUAACAGGGCAUUGUAAACAUUCUAUUCCAAACAUAUUGGAUAGUUCAUAGAAUGCUCCUAUUCUUUUAGUUGUUUUAGUCUUUGGUUUAUAAUCAAUCAAUCAAUCACUCAGAUAAAGACGGACUGCAUGAGGAGGAUAAAACAUUAUCAUUACUUGCAUGUAAAAUCCUAAUAGAUUAUAAUUUUGUAUGUAAAGAAUAGUUUAUGCUGGAAUUUAUAGUUUCCUUUUCAUAUUCAAUAAUUAUCUCUCUACAUGUAUACUUUAUAGUCCAUUUAGUGAGAAAUGGAAAUAGACCAUCCCUUAUUUACCGCCAUCCGACUCCCUCCAUAUUCAUCCAUCCAGUGUUAGAAUGAGAGAUUGGCCCCCCCACCACCACCACCCAGUGUGUAGCUGACUGCUGACAAGACCAGUCUUGUUGGGUGCCAGGGGACUGGUGUUACUGGUGAUGAACACAGCUCUCUGGCUGGCGCUGCCAUCUGCUCCCUGGUAGUCAUGUUGGAGGCAUGUCCCCCCCAUGUUCCCGCCACCCGCUGAGGACAGGCCAGAGUGUUGAAGGCUCAUCCCCUGGAGGUUAUUCCCUCUGUGGCAGGGGGCUGAGCCACCAUUACAGUUUAGGGUUAGUAUUCACAAAGAGCCUCAGCGUUGCAGUGCUGAUUUAUGAUCAGGUCCCCCCCUGUCCAUAUCAAUUAUAUUUAUUAUGAUCUAUAAGGCCAAACUGAUCCCAGAUCAGCACUCUUACCGAGCGGAGGACUGAGCAGAACCAGCAUUAGGGUCCAGCCUGGUGAGUUCCUCCCCGGUCUCAGUCUUCUCCGGUGGGAUGUGAGUGGAGGUGACACCACUAACGCCAUAGAACAGAUGAUGCCAGACUGACUGUCUAUCUGACGGGCUAACCCACCAGCCAGAACUAGCAUGGUGCUCACCAGUGUGUGAUAGGAGGGCACAUUCUCAAGGAAAAUCAUAUUGUUUCUUUCCUUAUCAAUAAAUCACUAUAUUAGGUGAAAACGACAAUAGUUACUGCUGUUAAAAAUUAAAGACUUUAACGUGAGAUAUAUAUUACAUUAUUACAAUUUAUUUCAUUCAGCCUGAUGCUGAGAUUUAGAAAAUAUACCACAAAAUGGAGAUACUAUUUAGUUAUUUUAUUUUAUUUUAGAGCAUGGAUCCUAAAACCAGGAAAUCCUAUGACUUCGGUGACAGUGUGGCUUGCUGGUGUUCAGUGCCCCUUGAGACGCAUUAAGACUAAAGCUUUCAUCACCUGCAUCUGUAGUGGAUCUCUAUUGACAUUCUUCUGUUCUACCAGAGCUGUGCUCCUCACAUUCUCUCUCUUCAGAGGUGUCUCUGUUGUUUGUCCUCUGA